CCCUAGCUCCUCCCAAGUCCAAACACACAGCAGACACGCAGGCACAAAAAAAAUACAGCAGACCAGCAAAGACGUACAGGAGAGCAGAGGACACACCGCAAGCUCUGUCUCUCUAGCCGUUCGGGCUGAUCUGUUACCGCCCUACCGGUGAUGGUGGCCGGAGAGCGGCCUCGGUCGGGGGCGUCGGACGCGGCGUCGUGGUGCUGCGUGGUGGCGCUCGUGCUGGUGGUGGGGUCGCUCGCCGGCGGCGCGGGGGAGGCGGAGGAGCUGGAGGGGCGCGGGGGCGGCGGGCCGCCGGUGGUGGUGGUGCGCGGCGCGCGGCUGGCGGCGCGGCCGUGCGAGGAGCUGUACGUGGUGGCGGAGGGGGAGACGCUGCACGGCAUCAGCGCCCGGUGCGGAGACCCCUACAUCCUGGAGCGGAACCCGCACGUCCACGACCCCGACGACGUCUUCCCCGGCCUCGUCCUAAGGAUCGCGCCGCGCGCCGGCGGCCGCAAGUGAAAUAGAAAGGGAUCACGUCGGACGAGUAACUGCAGAGGAAGGAACUCGAGCCACUGCCGUGUCUGGAACACGACGCGACGCCGGGCGGACAGGAACUCUCUUUCUCCUCUUGCUUUCAGGCGUGUCUUGUACGUACUGCAUGUGAAACAGACUUUGGCUUGGCCUUCGACUGUGAACAGAAAUAAGAAGCUG
Messenger RNA from Panicum hallii, 693 nucleotides. RefSeq lists its product as uncharacterized. The transcript has a single exon. The coding region runs from base 151 to 501 and encodes 116 amino acids. The record is from RefSeq and is a predicted model, not a curated record. Lineage: Eukaryota; Viridiplantae; Streptophyta; Magnoliopsida; Poales; Poaceae.